AUGCCAAAACUAUCGAUAGUUAAUAGUGGGUCUGCAGUAGUUCCUUGCAAGUGGGCUACAUGCACUGCUCGGUUUGAAUCCAACGACCAGCUGCUACCACACAUAUCAUCACUUCAUUUAACCGCUAAUCACAUUGGUAAACCAUUGCUGGGAUUGGCACCAUCCACUGGCCACAUCACUACAAACGAGCCCAACUGCUCUUUUAAGAAUGGCUAUGACACUCCUGACUCUGCCAAAUUCCCUUCUAUGCUCUCUGUUUUGUAUUCAGACUCGGCUGCGUCGAGCAAAACCUCAAUGCCCACACUGGCUAAUAUCCUAUGUUCAGACUCUGCAUCCGAAGACUCAUACAUGUCACACAAAGACACAGUCAAGGACGAGCAGCAUGGAGCGUCACUCCAUUCAACUACUGAAACAACUUACCAGGCUGGUACAACAACGCUUUUAUGCAAGUGGAGUCUAUGCGAUCUUCAAAACUUUGCCAGUUUUGAAGACCUGAUUCAUCAUGUUACGUUUGAUCAUAUUCCACUAUCGCCAGAAAAACAGAUGAACCCUCACAGUUGCCAAUGGGCUGAAUGCUCGGAGCGAUUUGGUGCGUUUGAGUAUUUGACUGAGCAUAUAUCCAUGGCCCAUAUAGGCAAUGGUAAGCGAUUGUAUUCAUGUCAAUGGAUGGGAUGCGAUCGGAACAAUCGACCAUUUACGCAACGACAAAAGAUUAUGCGUCAUAUACAGAAACAUACGGGAGAUAAGCCAUAUGAAUGCACCACCUGUAUGCAGCGAUUUUCGGAGCAUGCAGUCAUGAUUCAGCAUCAACGAAUCCAUACUGGAGAGAAGCCAUACGUCUGUCCAGAAGCAACAUGCCAAAAGCCAUUUACAUUACCAGGAGCACUAACAGUGCAUCUACGCAAACAUACAGGAGAGAAACCAUUUGAAUGCAAGUCGAGUGGAUGCAACAAACGGUUUUCAGAUAGCAGCAAUUUAACCAAACACAACCGAGUACACACGGGCGAAAGGCCGUUCAAAUGUCCUGUCAGUAUGUGUCAUAAGAAGUUUGCAAGGCCAGACCAGGUAUCACGUCAUUCAAAAAUACAUCGGGCACCAGAGCUAUCUAGUGCAUCAACAGAUACUGCAUGUAUCAAUUAUACCUCACCUGGAUCUGCCUCUACAACCAAUGAUAACGCUUCUUCGCAUGAUUGAACACAUUAGUGAUGUUUUGAAGACAUGUCAUUGUUGGAUUCAAAUAAUCUGUUUCUUUAUUUUGCAUUAUGAAGUUUGUUUUUUUGAAAAUAAACUGUUUAUAUUAUUAU
This is a messenger RNA of Batrachochytrium dendrobatidis JAM81, 1304 nucleotides long. RefSeq lists its product as uncharacterized. Lineage: Eukaryota; Fungi; Chytridiomycota; Chytridiomycetes; Rhizophydiales. The transcript has 4 exons. Bases 1 to 1194 code for a protein of 397 amino acids. Gene Ontology annotation, biological process: regulation of transcription by RNA polymerase II. Gene Ontology annotation, cellular component: nucleus. The record is from RefSeq and is a predicted model, not a curated record. Gene Ontology annotation, molecular function: DNA-binding transcription factor activity, RNA polymerase II-specific; RNA polymerase II cis-regulatory region sequence-specific DNA binding.